AUGAAGAAAUCUAGUGAUCCUGAAAGACAGGUUAACUUUGUACGGAGGAGGUUUCACAAAGAUCUUAACUUUAAUCCAGUUUUGAUGCUGAACUUCUGUCCUGACCUUGCUGCCCUCAGUACUCUGAGCUCUGACCUUCCCACUGUUACCCGUGAAGUCAUAUUCAUUGUCCAUUUGAUGGGAGAACCAUCUCGCAAUGUUCGGGAAUCGCUUCUAUUGGCAGUGAGGAGUUUGCCAGCUCGAAUUUUGCUGAACAUAGCAUGUUGCACAGGUGACAGCAGGGCCCUAUUUCCAGCAAGCAGGCAAUGCAGUAAUGACGCGUUGGAGUUGGCUUGUGAUUUCAUCCAAAGUAAUAGGUUGUGUGGGACAACCAGCAAUCUGUUUUCUGUGUUGGGUCGGAUCAUGGAACUUCCUGUGCAUCGAGGCUAUCCCCGACAACUCUUUAUGAUCACGGAUACUGAUUUUAUUAAUACGAGCAGGAUUCUUGAGCUGAUUAGAAGACACACAAGAACUACACGGGUAUUUGGUUUUGGCCUUGGUUCAAGCAUAUGCCACAGAUUUCUUGAGAAAGUUUGCAGAAUAACAAGGGGAACAGUGGAGCUGGUCAGUGAGGGUGAAAGACUCCAGCCAAAGCUGAUUAAUGCAUUGAAGAAAGCACUGGAGCCUGCUCUGAGUGACAUUACAAUAGACUGGUAUAUGCCAGAGACUAUGGAGGCUCUGCUCACACCAAAUGAGAUUGCUCCACUCUACCCCGGUGAUUGCCUUAUUAGCUACUGCACUUUAUAUAACAUUGCCAGUUUCCGCAGCAAGAAAGCAAUGGCACGGGUAACUAGAGGAGGAUCACUUAGUUCUGUA
Messenger RNA from Staurois parvus, 855 nucleotides. The record is from the annotation of a GenBank genome assembly. Lineage: Eukaryota; Metazoa; Chordata; Amphibia; Anura; Ranidae.